AUGGCCCCCCAGGCGUGCUGUGGCGCCGAUUCUUCGCAGAACCCGCCCCUACAGCCCUACAGCGACAUCUCAGGCACAGGCGUUAUUGUCUCGUUCAUCGGAAGUGCCUGUCUCGUCUUGGUCCUCCUCAUUGGCAACUAUCUCGCUUGUUUCGACCCAACAGCGAACCCCUUCGCCCUCGAUCCCGAUAGCAGCGAUGCCGCCUGCAGCCCUGGGGCACCGGCCCCGGACCCCAUGUCCAGCGACAACUCGGCAAACUGGUGGCGACCAAAUCGUGUCGAUUGUUGGUUUCUCGGCCGGGUUAGGCGCAAGAGAGGCCCGUGGCGCAAUGCUAAGAAGGCUUUCGUCGAGUGCAUAAUGGACAUGAGCGAUGUGCAGCUGCUCACCGGCCUCGCCGUCCUCGUCAGUGGCUUCUUCUCCCUCCAGUGCGGAUCCCCGAAUGGACCUCCCAUCUCGGCUUACCACUGGCAGAUGGUGGUGAACCUGGCGUGGUUCUCCAUCAUCGUGCACCUCGCGUCCCUCUCCGUCUUGCACACGCACCUCCGGCGCAGCCCACGCAUGCGGCUUCUCCGGUUCACCCUGUCGCUUCUGCUCCUCGUGCUCCUCCUGGUAGCCAUUGGGCCGACCGCUUUCUUCAACUGGAGGGGCCCGUGGAUCAACUCGAAGAUCGGUGCAGCCGGUUUCGUCUACGAUCCCAACACGUCUUUCUCCGUCAGCGCAGCCAACAUGUCUUCAAGUGCCAUCUGUUACUUUGACUUCAGCUAUGGAUUCAGCAAAUUCAACCAAAUCAGCUCCGAAUUAUCGAUCAAGUUUUCAGAAACCCUUGCUGCCCAGGAGGUUAUUCUCUCGAUGACUCUUUUGGUUUCUGUCUUUGCCACUAGAACUGUCAAACUUUUCAAGCCUCUUUCUUCCGCUUUCAACUCAUCUUUGCGAAGAUUUGCUAGUAAAGCCUUGCGAAGCGUCUUUACAACACUCCUCCGCUCAACGUUUCCUUCAAAGUCCACGCCUAUAAGGCUGCAAUUAUGGAGAAGCCUCUUUCUAUGGCCUUGUGUGGCAGUGUUCUACUGGGCUCGUAUUCUAGCCGACGCCUUAACUUCUCAGCUUUUUGAGGUUGUCGCAAUUCUAUUUUCCCUUUUAUGGGGAACCUUGAAACUGUUUGACCUUCGGGGGUACAGCCCGGCGCUGUAUGAAGAGGAAAGCAAGUUCACCUUUGGCCAAGUCCUCCCGGUACUCCUCCUUGUUGGCUCCGCAUUCUCAGCAAGCAACUCUUUCCUCAGCAGGCUGCUAAACAAGAGUCCCACGUCGGACUCAACAAGGCAACCAUCACCCGCUUCCGGGGAUGACACAAUGAUACCGACGAGUGAUACAGCCGAACAGGUCGGACUGGCAGCAACCGAAAAGGAAUGGGAUUUAAACACUGCCAUAUCCAACGAUUGCUACGCCAGCAACUCUUGGUUUGGACCAUGCGUCGUGUUCUUAAUCCUCCAGUUUACAAUCACUCUAUACGCACCAUUAACUAUCCGCGUCGUCCGAUCCCAGGCCCACAAUUCCAACAUAGGAUACGAGGGCCCACUGUCUAAUCGACCAAACCAAUUGCGACUUGGUCUCCAGAUUUUACCUGCUCUUUUCGAGCUUUUGGCACCGCUUCUCGUGGCUAUAUCACUCGAUCAAAAAUUAAACGCUCACGCAAAAAGAGUAGGACUAUGCUGAUAUUCGUCUUGGUUUUUACACCGAGUUUACUUUUGAAGUUUAUCUUCCAGGUCCUAAUGGAGUAUGCCCCCCGGUCCGCGGAGCAGCUUUCAUAUUCAAAAUCUUUAAUCUUUGCUACGUUUUCUUUGGGCUGGUU
Molecule: messenger RNA, 1846 nt
Organism: Gaeumannomyces tritici R3-111a-1
Lineage: Eukaryota; Fungi; Ascomycota; Sordariomycetes; Magnaporthales; Magnaporthaceae
Exons: 4
Coding region: 1-1710 (569 amino acids)
Source: RefSeq, a predicted model, not a curated record